Notodromas monacha is the source of this 834-nucleotide messenger RNA. The record is from the annotation of a GenBank genome assembly. Lineage: Eukaryota; Metazoa; Arthropoda; Ostracoda; Podocopida; Cyprididae.
AAUUAGGAGAAGCUAGAAUGUUUGUUAUUAUGUAUGACUGAAGGAUAAAAACCCUUUGAAAGGUUUCUCAGUGGAUCAAAAGAGCAUUUUUGGGCAACGUCAUUAUUGUUACGCUCGAAGCUCGUGUUAUUCUUGGGAAAGGACCUCCUAUUCCACUUAUUCGUUCAUUCCUUUCUCACUAGGUGUCACCUGCUACGACUCGGUGACAUGGCUGACGAUGGGCUUGCGACUCUUCCGUUUGACCCACGAUUUCCCAACCAGAACCAGACAAGGCAUUGUUACGUGAGUUACGUGGACUUCUAUCGUUGCACGAAGAUGAAGGGCGAGGGCUACGACGCCUGCAAUUAUUUCAAGAAAGCGUUCGAGUCGCUGUGUCCCAAGUCGUGGAUCGAGCAUUGGGACACUCAGAGAGCCGAGAACCGAUUCCCUGGGCCGCUCUGAUUGCCACCUGCGGUUAAUUCUGAUUAAUCCCCCCUUUCUAUUGAUUAGCGCCCGCGAGUCUCGAUUCAGUUUCUUCUUCUUUAUUGGCUCGGGUAAUCAAUGGAAUGAUCCCGAACGGGUCGUCGGCGUUCCUUUCUGUUUCUGCGUGUUGAUGUACGCGAAGGCAUUCAGGGGCUUUUAAUGGAUCGGGGCAAGUCGAUUGCCUCGUCGGAAUGCUGAUGAGGCAAAAAAAAGAGAGAUAAAAUAAAUAAUAAAAAUGAGCACCGACGACGAGUUAUUAUGACGCAUGCUUUAUUGUGGUCAUUACAUCUUCAUGUAUCUUCUUGAAGUCUACAUUUUUUUCUUUAGACAAUAAACAAUGUUUUUGUAUUAUGCUGGUGAACGAGUAUUAUA